AUGCAAAAAUCUAUUAGAGUUAAUGAUUACUACGAUAAUGAUGAUAAUGGGCUCUGGUCUUGGUAUCUACAAAAUAUUAGAUCAGGGGACUUUGAGGAGUUGACGCAUAACGAAUUGAAAUACACUCUGCUGAAAAGAUUUCUGAAGAAUCAUUUCACGUCCCUCGAGGGGAUAAACUCCAAGAUUCUUUUCAUUUCAAUCCCAGAUAAAGUUCACAGCGAUAUUUCGGUCCUGGAGACCUUUCUGAAGGACUACUUUCAUUUAGAGGAUUUACAGAACAUAAAGAUACAGAAGUUAACCACUUCGAAUUGCUAUAAUCAUGAAAACCAUUACCUACUGACUGAUACCCUUAACAACUUUAACGAUAGAAAAUUUUUGAGGUACUUGAACCCCGGUCGAAAGUUUGAGAACUCUGGUGACAUGGCAAAACUGGAUGGCGUUUCAGGGCCUUUAUCCAUAUACGGGACGACCACAUCUACUACCGUGAAAAAUGAGGAUGACUUUCCAGAAGAGGUGACAGCCGAACCCGCCACAACAACGUCUACAUCGACAAAUGCAUCAUCGUUAGUGUCUAAUCAUGCUCCGAUACAAAAUUUGGAUAAAUCGCAUGAUCUACUAAUAAUUCAAAACUCAACGGGCUUAAUAAACGGUAAGGGUGCCUCUGAGCCCAUCAUCGAAGACAAAACGGUUAGUAACUCAACCACGUGUAAUAAUAACGGCUUACAGCCGAAUGGCAUCUCCAACAAACAAAAUGGUAUAAAAUCGGAACGCAUCGAAACUCCGAACGAAAGUGCAUCUUCGGAGUCAUCCGGUUUAUUCGAGGACGGGGCUAGUUCCAUAGUCUUAGAUUUCCCGCGGAGCAAAGUCCAGGCACAGAAGAGGAAAGUGAGGUCGGCCAGGUCAUCGGUUUCGGGAUCCAACGCAUCUAAUAAUCCUCUGCUCAAUACGGCACUGAAUAACUCCAAUCUGUACACACCUGCAUCGUCAGAAUUAGUAUCCUUUAACAGCUAUUACAAUGAGGAAGAGGAUGCCAGCAGUACCAUGAUAUACAACUCGCAAGAAGGUAGGUCAGGGCACAUGGACCACCCAUUAACCAGAAUGCUGACGCGCAGUGACUCUCAGAUGCUGCAGGACAACGAAACGAAUAGCGAUCAAGAGGAUUCCAACAGUGAGUUACCGUCCGUUGUGGAAACUGCAGAUGAUGCACCAGUUGUUGGCGCGGGCGCGGGCACGGGCACGGGAUUGAAUUCAAGGCCGCAUGGUAUAUCGUGCGUGUCGAGUGUCAGCACAGGGUCAUUUACUAGCUCGUUCACGACUUCUUCCUCCUCUUCGUGUUCAACGUCGAUGUCGACAUCUUCUACCGUAUCUUCCCACUAUUCUAUCCUCCCGUCGAUCACAAUCAAGGAUACGGAGGGGCAUUUCAGGUUGGUUUUGCAGUCCGUGCUACUACAAAGGGAGGACAAGGCCAUAUUCACGGCGAUACGACAAUCCAAUAAUAAAGUGGACAGGGCGACCGUGCAAGACGAUUGGAUUUUAUACGACUCUGAUUUCUCAAUGAACAACUUGAUGAUGAUGACCCUUCGUGGACUGUUCAAUUUUAGUGAGAACAUGUCGAAGAUCCUUUUCUAUUCUAUGAUCAUUGUCGAUGACGCAGAGACAGCUGAUGACAUGCUCGACGAGGAGGCAACCCACAGUGGGGACGUAUCAGAUACUCAGCCGCAGCUUAUGUUUGAUGAGGAGGAUAGCGACAGUGGUGUACAGGAACCACAGAUGUACCUUCCACAAAAAACUGCAUCGCAUGCAACAACUGCGCAUAGAUCCAUUAGGACCGUGAAUAGUAUUGGUGAGUGGGCGUACAAGAAAAAGAGCAACGCCACGAGCAAUCACGAUGCCGCGUCUGUAGGGUCUCAGGGAAACAGCACGUUGCAACCUAUCAUCUCGAAACCGGAACACAUCGAAAAACACAAGGAGGAUGUGCGCAAGUUGUCCGUUGUUGAGCGGUGGAAGAGUCUGCCCUCGAAGCGGAUCAACGGUCAUGACGAAAUCAAGAAAUGGAAAUUGAAGAUGAAGAAGUUCAAGAAAUCCAAUGGACACACUGCAGACGGCAGUAAGGAAACAUUUUGUUCUAUUAUGUAG
Molecule: messenger RNA, 2136 nt
Organism: Huiozyma naganishii CBS 8797
Lineage: Eukaryota; Fungi; Ascomycota; Saccharomycetes; Saccharomycetales; Saccharomycetaceae
Gene: GIS4
Product: Gis4p
Exons: 1
Coding region: 1-2136 (711 amino acids)
Source: RefSeq, a predicted model, not a curated record